Messenger RNA from Hermetia illucens (black soldier fly), 2942 nucleotides. RefSeq names its product inner centromere protein (gene Incenp). The transcript is spliced from 12 exons. NCBI's taxonomy places the organism in Eukaryota, Metazoa, Arthropoda, Insecta, Diptera, Stratiomyidae. The coding region runs from base 135 to 2717 and encodes 860 amino acids. The record is from RefSeq and is a predicted model, not a curated record.
GUUUGUUCGGGUUUUGAUGGAUUUCGUGAAAUUUGAAAAAAUCCUGCGGUCGGUUGCGCGUCUCCUUUAGAUUUGUUCUCGGAAGUGAAAGUUACGGUUUUAUAGGACAUUUUGAAGUGUGUGAGUUUAGCAGGAUGGAGGAAAUACUGCAGAAAACACGGAAGAUUUUACUAUCAGUGGAGGAGUCGGAAAAACAGUUUGAGAGGGAUUUUGAGGCUUUUAAGGAGAAAAUAAAUGGCUUAAUUUACGGAAUAAAAGAACCCAAUUCGACGCCACAACAGAAAAAGAAAGUCAAACGGUUAAGCAUAAUAGUUGACGAUGAAGAUAACGAGGCUGAUCCACAAGUCCUUAUAACAAGGCAAACCAGUGCAACAAUAAUUAAGACUGAAGUUAUAGAAACGAGCGUAGCGCGUCCGUCACGGGCCGCGAAACUCAAAGUGGGGUCGUUUAAAGAACCUGCUCUUGUAGGAAAAUUGAGAAGACCUUCCAAUGCCACAGAUACACUUUCAGAAACGAAAAUUAUGUUACAGCAGAAUGGCGAUGAAACAACACACAGUCCUGAAAAUCAAGAUAAACAAGUGCCAGAUAAUUCAAGGAUUUCUGGAGAAGAUGUCAUUAAACAAAAUGGCAACGCUCAGAAGCGUUCACUGGAAGACGAAGACAAAAAUGACAACAAUAAUAGGAACGAUUCGAUCGAAUCGGCCAAAAAAGUUGACGAAUCAUUACUUAUUGUGCCGAACGGCGAAGUAGCUGUAGUGGAAAUUUCGGAUAGUGAAACUGAAAAGCUGAUGCCACCACCAAAUGAAAUUCCAAAGAAAAAAACAACUCGUAAAGCAAAGCAAGCCGAAGAUCCACCUGAACCACAAAUUCGAUCGUCACUGAGGAUCAAAAAAGAAAAACUGAGUGCAGGUCGUUCUAUGGAGAAAGAUAAACAAGAUGAACCAUCUGACGCUGAAACUGAAAAAUUCAAGGCAAUUGAAGAGGAAAUUAAACAGGAGAAAACCGACGAAUCGACCACUGGCAAGCGUGGAAAGCCAAAACGGGGAAAGAAACAAAUCAAAUGUCUGCCUAUUAAAGAGGAGUCCGGAAGCGAUGAUACCGAAAAAGUGCCGAAAGUCGAAGUAACCCAAACUCGCCAAACACGAAACAAGACUAAGCAAGGAAGUAUAGAUUCUGUCUACGAAGACGCCGUAGGUGAAGCUCCGAAAACUACUAACAAUGUUAUUGAGAAACCAACUGCUGUUCUUGAAUCGGCGGAGAAUCCUCCUUCAAUGAAUACGCGGUCAUCGAAAGACAUACCGGCUGACGCUACAUUUGUAUCAGCGAAAGACGUUCCGAUUCCUGAAACUGAUUCUACAUUUAUAACAAACGCAUGUCCGCAACAGACAUUCAUAAUGGACAAAACGAAAGGUGUUGAUCACAUCAACGAUGCUAACAAAACACAAACCAUAACAAACAAUGCAUCUCCUGUGAAUGCAACAUUCUCAGUCAAUGAUGAAACGUUUCAAGCUCGGCCUGUUGAGCAGACACUGUCCAAAGCGGAUAUUAUGCGAAGCAGCAUAAUGACCGAAGAAGAUUCAGGCGAUGAAUUUAUGCCACCUCCGCCAGCAAUUCCCGCGUUGUCGAAAAUGAAGAAGAAGGAGUUGUUUAAUCCUUGUAUUAAAAGUCCAGUGAAGAAGAAAGUUGAAGCGUUCGAGAAGCACGCAAAUGCCAUGGCUAGUCCAGCGGCAGCACGCCAGACAAGGUUGAAGGCGAAAUUGAAAGAGAAUAGAGACCCAGAGUUUCCGGGUAGCAAACAAAACACACCUUUGUUACAGCGUGAAAUAGCUAAAUUGCUCACCCCUACGCAAAGUUCAAAUGUAACGCCGAACCUUGCGAUUCCAAUGACGAAAUUCUUAGCAAAUAGUACAUCGAAAUUGGCCCAACUCCAAAAAUCGGCAAAACCCGCAUCAGCGCUGAGUAAAACAAAAUCUUUAUCGCGUGAGAAUAGUGCAGAAGAUAUUAAGCGAGGAGGAUAUCCCAAAUUACAACAAAUAGCCGAUGAGAAGAAAAAGAAGCGUGAACUUAAGCAACAGCAAGCGGCCAUGACACGCGAGGCAAAGGAAAAAGAACGAACAGAGAAGCUAAAGAAAGCCUUACAAGAACGAGAAGAAAAGGCUCGUCGUCGCAAGGCACAGGAGCUUGAAAUGAAGAAACAGCUCGAGGAAAUCAACAAAAACAUCAAAAUGCAAGAGGAGAAGCGCGAAGGCCAGAAACGGCUUGAGAAAAAGCAACUGGAACUUGAAUUAGCAGAAGUAGCCCGCAAGGAGCGGGAGGCAAUAGACAAUAUGAAAAUACAGAAAGCUAAAGAGGAACUGCAGCAAAAACUAUUGGAAAAUCAGCGGUUACAGCAAGAGAAGAAAGCAACAAAGAAGGUGAAGGACGCGUUGAAAUACGACUUUGACCUGUUGAACAGUGGCGAUUCCACCGAUGAAGAGGGAAAGCCGAGCUCCAAGAGGCCGCCACCACCAGUCUGGAGCAAAUCUUCAAUCCGACAAAUGCUCAUCGACCGUCAAUCUCAGGUACCCACAAAGAUCGUAGACAGUUUCUUUUCAGUUCAACCCAUGACACCAGAUCUCCGUGAAAUCUUCCCGGCUAUUGAUCCGCGAAACUUGAAGCGAAAUUCAAGUAUGUAUUGGAAUACGCCACCAAGAUAUUCACAAUUGCCUAAAUAUUAGACGGAUUAGUUUAGGGAGGAUUCAUAGAUUUAAUAAAAUCACUUUACAUUGUUCGGUUUUCUUUAGUAUUUCCGUUAGUAUUAAAUCUUAUUUUGUGUGCAUUUGUGCAGAUAUUAUAAAUUAUAGUACAUAGAAAGCUAUUGUUUACGUUAAACUAGUAAUAAUUUAAGCAACUAAGGAAAUGUUAUGCUACUUAUAAUUCAAAUAAAACACACACAAACGAAA